Poeciliopsis prolifica (blackstripe livebearer) is the source of this 9668-nucleotide messenger RNA. It is a transcript of the gene samd11, whose product is annotated as sterile alpha motif domain containing 11. Gene Ontology annotation, molecular function: protein binding; RNA polymerase II cis-regulatory region sequence-specific DNA binding; DNA-binding transcription activator activity, RNA polymerase II-specific. Lineage: Eukaryota; Metazoa; Chordata; Actinopteri; Cyprinodontiformes; Poeciliidae. The record is from RefSeq and is a predicted model, not a curated record. Gene Ontology annotation, biological process: positive regulation of transcription by RNA polymerase II.
ACACAAUGGAAAAACGUGGUGAAAGCUUUAGUAAAGCGCUGUACCGCAAAGUUGUUCACCUAAAUUCUCACUAAAAGACAGUCAGAUCUUACAUGUAACACUUGAAUGUCAACAGACGAGAGCUGUAGUUAAAGAAGGUUGGUAAUAAAAGGCAGAGUGAAUUUAUUUCAGAAAUAAAGAUUCUUAACCGCGUCAUGAUGGUCUAAUUUUUGUGAAAUUAUCAACACUGAUAAUGAAGCCGAGUCGUUGACAAAUCUAUGUUGUCACACAAACAAAAUGGAGGCCGUAUGAGAACGGCGUACCUCAUUACUGUAAUACGGUCGUAUGCUAACUUUGGGUUUUCCUCAUUCACCGUUAAACAGAACCAUCUACCAUGUAGAGAAGUUGGUAACAAGUAUGAAAGGUUAGAGAAGGUUUCCCCAGUAUGAAAAGCAUUUUUUUUUCUAAAAGCCACAUUGUGUGCUGAUGGAAAAAAUGUACUCAUUUAACAUUAACCAAAUUUUAAUGCGAUGUGAAAGCUUGAGUGUUGUCACUGCAUAGGUUUGGGGAACCCCUCUGUGAUUAGCCCCAGUAGGUGAGUCACUGAUCAGGAACUGGUGGUGGGCGUCGGCAUGGGUGUCCCCUUUAUGACUAGUUUCACCAGGGCUCUCCUGGCGGUGCAGCUCCAACGCCAACGCAUCGUUCGGCGAGGUUUCCAUCGAGACAUUUCGAUGUGGCGAGGGCUGGUUUGAUGAACACAGAAUCAGAGAGCUUCUCAUCUGAAACGUAGCGUUCCACUUCCUUGAAACGGCUUUGUAAACAUUCGCCCUAAAUGUCAGCAGUUCAAGAUUGAUGUCAGCAGCGCUGCUCGGCGCACUCAACAUGUGGCAGCUGACAUUAUUGUUAAGCCAAAAAAUGUCACCUUUCAAUUUCAUUUUUCACUCUGAGCUGCUUGGCUGUUUUAUUUCUGUUUCUUUAAAGAUGAGUGAUGGCAGCUCAUCUUUAUUUUUGCUUUUCUUCUGCUCGGUGUGUAAAAUCUUCUCCGCUGUCCGCCUAAUCCACAAAACCACUAAUUCCAUUACAUUCCCCUCAGACAUCACAGCUCCUUCAGUCCAAGUGGAAACAUGUCCGUUAACAGUCCGCCGUCAUGGCGGGGUAGCUGCUGCCGUGUGUUUCUGCUGGGUGUUUGCCUGCCUGCCGUUGGCUGCAGGCCUCACACCAGCUCCGGCCAGGCUCUGGACCUGGCCGCCUCCUGCACCGCUUCCGCCUGCGGUGUGUGGCGUGCCUCCUUCCUGUGUGUGUCAGAGGCAGUUUGGGCUGAUUUAUAAGCUCCUGACACACUGUGCUUUGGACCCCUGCUCUGCUGCUGGAAUGGCUAUUCCAUGUGUCUGUGUGAGAUCCACCUGGGUGGUUCUCUGCUGGAUGGGGGUCAGAUGUGGUUUUGCUUAGCAGCUCCAGGAGCUCAGGGGAACCUGCCCCGCAGACAGCGUGGAGGUGGGGAAAAGAAAAAAAAAAAAAAACGCUUUUAGAAAGAUCUGGUUCCAGGCUUGUUCUUCAGUUAAAGCCACAGGUGUUCACAGUUUACUUAUAUCUCUACAUGUAAACCUGGUUAAGUAAAAUGAAAAGGGUAAAGCUAUCGUACACGAGAAGAUAUGUGGAAUUUAAAACUCUUGAGCUGUAAAAAUCCUUUCUGCAAGUGCUUUAUAAAGCACUCUUAAAACUUUGGCCCGCAUGACCUAUAGAGACACACGUCCGCAGGCUUGAUGUUGUAUAUUUGUGAGCUGUGAAAGGAAAGGCAGUUUUCAAAAUAUUUUACCAAUAAAAGCCAUAAAGCUGUGUGUUAUUUGGGGUGCAGUUACCAGCUUUGGACGUCUGGAGACACAAUUGUGCUCUUUCUUCAGAUUCUUAAUUGGAAAGGACUUUGACCACAUAAAAUCCCAAUAAAAUACAUUGAUUGUGUCUCUAACAUCAUAAAAUUGGACUAGAUUGUCAACACUAUCUUGUAUUUUGUGUAUACAACAAUCCACAGCCUAUUUUAUGAAGUUAUUCGUUAUGCUUUAUUUCAUAGUGGAGGAAUUUAAAAACAAGUGAAAUAACAGUCACUUGUGAUGUUUCCCCUGAUGCCUGACAUGUGUAAGAGGUGUUUAGGUUCGACAUCUUUGGGUGGUGCUGUGUGGUAACCGGAGACGAGGUGGAGUUAUCGUAGGUGAAGUAUAACAAAUAGAUGGUUGCAUUCAGACAGCUGGCUGUACCCCACCCAGAGCGUUUGAGCUGCCAGUGUGGGCCUUUGUGGAUACCUCCGGUGGCCUGUGGCACCUACUCAGGAGACCACUGCUCUGUUUCACCAGAACCAGUCAGAAAUUUACAUAAACUCAUCAUUGGCAUCAAUUUCAGGUUCUUUGACACUUUGUGAUUUCUUUGAAGCUUUUUCAUAGAUGCUGGGAUGAGUUUACAAAACUCAAUGAUUUUUAAAACCAGAAAAAUUGGUAGCCCAAAUUUGAAUUGUGUUUCUAUAAUUAAAAAUAUACUCAAAUAUCGAAUGUCUCUAACCAAACUGCACCUUGAUGCUACCUAUGACUUGUCCAAGUUUGAGCUUUCUGGACUAAGUAUUUUCUGUGCCAAAUAUUUUAAUGCUUGUCUCAUCAAAUUAUAAAAACCUUUUUCCAAAAGGCAUCUGGUUUAUCCUUGUGGAGAAUUACACAUUCCAGACUAACUUGAAGGCAUUCAAUUUGAAGAAAGGAUUGUUUUUUGGUUGGCACCUUCUAAACUCGUGUUCAUUUUAAAGUAACUUUACUUUGAACUGUAAGAUUGUAGCUUUCUGUUCAGGACUGACCAUUAUCCAUUGAGGAAUCCAGUAACUCAAUGACAGAAUGAAAUCAACUUUGCUUGCUGAUCAGUGCCUGUCCAUUUGAUUGUACCACGUCCAUUUUGUGUUUUGGUUUGAACCAUUUGUUGUGGUCUUUGAUGGUCUGCAGCGUUUUAAGCUUCUCAUGACUUUGUUUUUGUGCUCACUUGUACCUGUAAGAAACCAUCAACAGUCACUCUUGUGACACAACUAUUGUCUCUACAUAUGACCAAUCAUCCUCUGAUGUUGGGUUUUCAGCCUGACUCAACACGUUUCAAACCCCAGCAAAGUAGGUACCAAAAAGGGAGAACCAGGUGAUCGAAAACCGUUAUAAGUGAGUUGAGCCAUGUCAAGUUGCGCUUCGUAGGUGCUAGUGAAAAGAGCCAUAGGUAGAUCCUAGACAUAUUUCCUUUCCUUUGAGAGGAGAGUUUGGGUAAGAUGAUUGAUACUUGAGCAUAGUUGGGUAUGCAGUCGUUCCAGACACAUGAAAACCGAUUUUGAAACAACGAAAGAAAGCGAAACCAAAGCCCUGACUUGGACGAUAUCGGAAAUCUGUGGACUGUGCCAGAAAAAGAUGGCUAAAAUUCACUGAAACUGCAAAAAGCUUGUGGUUUCUUCAAUGGUCUAAUCAUCCACACAUUAAUGGGUUGUAUGUAUAUUUUCAGCUUUUAUAUAUAAUGAUGUCCUAUGUAGAUGAUCAUACUUUUGCGCCCAGUUCUGGGGCCUGCUGAAUUAUUGAGGGUCAAAGUCAAUAAAGAUCCCAAUUUGAGCUGAUGUCACUGAUAGCGGCACCUUAAACUAAAAGCUUUUUGGCAAAUUUUGCAGAAUAUUUCUACGAUCCAUCUUCUGUCGAGUUCGUGGCAGGUUGUACUUCCUCAUGCUCCCAGUUCAUGGUUCCUGCAUGCUAUUUUCUUUCUCUCUCUUUUUUUUUCGUCGCUGAAGCGCCGUCCCUCGCAGGCCUCCCUGCCGGCCCCCUCUCCUUCCUUCCUGCGCCGCGCUCUCGCCAAGCCUCCGCUGUUUAAAUGGGCCAAGUUGAGAAGCGGCGGAGAGUGCAAAUCUUGUUUGGUCUGGGUCUGUGAACUUCAGCGUGACUUCAGCAACACCCAGCAGUCUGAAUCUCAACAACUCUUUCUGAACUUACAGAGGCAUUAAUGACGCGGAAGUUCUCAGUUUGAGUUUGGUUUCUCAUUAACAACGUGUGGCAGUUGUGGUUUAUUUAAUUUUUAUUUAAAUUAUUUUUUUAUUUUAUUUUUAUAAUUUUUUUUAGAUCAGCUGAGAAACUGCAUUCUGGUCAUAUCUAACUCCCUGUUUCCCCCUUGGAAGCAAUUUGGUCCGGCUUUAUUUAAAUUACGCCUCAUUAUAAUCAUAAUAAAAAUAUUAAGAUUUUACCCAAAUGUGAUAGGACGAGUCGCUCUGAGCAGUGGUGAUCUAACCUAAUGUAAGUGGCUCAGGGCUUCCCAGCAUGUCGGGUAUUAACAGAGCGAGCGAGAUUAAAUGUGGGAGGUAGGAGAGCUGCGCGCCGCCGCCGCUGCGAGCUGGAAACUACUGAAUGGGAAUCUAUCCGGCAACUUCAGCAGACCGCUCUCUCACGGCGACACGGGGGCUCCUCUGCGUAAAACCGAGCGGCGCGUCUUCCAGUCUGGCUCAGCCCCGCUCGCACGCCAGGAGGACGCUCAAGUUGGAUCGGGCGCGCAGUUUCUCACUCGUUCCCGGCGCUCGGCUCCCACUAACAUGCCUGCCAUCAAGAAGGAGCGGCUGGAUGGAGACGACAUGGCUCUGACCGCCUUCAACCAGUCCGAAUACCUGGCCCCUUUAAAUGCCACCGCCAUCCCCGUGGUGACCCCGCACCCGCCGCCCUACGAGCACAUUUUCGCCCAUCACCGCGCGUACUUGGGGCUCCACGACUCGGCGCUGCAUCACCAGCACAUCCACCACCACACGGACGACUUGAUGCUGGAGAGGUUCUCCUCCAUCCCGGACUUUCAGCCCUUCUUCGACAACGGGGAGCCGUGCAUCGAGGUGGAGUGCGGCGAGAACAAGGCUUUGCUUUAUAUCAACAAACUGUGUCAGGGCAGUAAGGGACCCUCGAUAAAAUACAGGGGCGAGUGGCUCACCCCCAACGAGUUCCAGUUUGUUAGUGGACGGGAGACUGCCAAAGACUGGAAGCGGAGCAUUAGACACAAAGGAAAAAGUCUCAAGACUCUCAUGUCCAAAGGAAUCUUACAGGUGCACCCUCCGAUUUGUGACUGUCCUGGCUGCCGGAUUUCAUCUCCAGUGAACCGCGGGCGCUUGGCAGAGAAACGCACCAUCCCACUUCCACCCAACCGGGUGCCCAAGAAGGAACUGGCUUCGAUUUUCAGCAGCGACGACAGCGAAGGCAGCGAGCGGGCCAGCGGGGAUCAUGCCCACAUCAAGCAGGAGGAGGAUUUGCAUUAUAGUAUCAUGAGAAAAAGUCGGGACGGCGACCUCUCUACAAUUAUCUCCAACCUGCACCACACCAGACAACACGGUAUGCCCGAGGAGCAGUCAGCCUCUGACCACAGCACCAGUACUCGACACACAGACGACCUCCUGGGCAAAAGGAGAAGCUUCUCUCCCAACAGCAGCAGCGAUUGUCCCUCUGAUAGCAAGAAAUCACGCAGUGUCUCUCCAAAAGAAAACUCCCAGAGUCCCGUGGUGGAGGCAGGCGGCAGCCAAGGCCACAUGAGCACCGUGGAGCAUUACAGGCGCAUGAUGUCAGCGCUCAGUGAGCAGGGAUCCUUCGAGGAGCAGCAGCAGCGCCUCUACCAGCUGGCGAGCAGCAUGGGCAUUCCUGGCCAUGACAUACUGCGGGCUCGUCAGGAGGCGCUGGCUGCGGCAGUCAGGAAUCCCGCAGCCUUAGAGGCCCACCUGCCCUCAGCGGGCAGCUCUUCAUCAUCCAGCCAGAGACGUAAACAGGGCCUGCCGCAGCACCGCGAUGCGCAUUACACCGACAGAGAGCUGUCCCAUCCGCCGCCCCUCCUGUCCCCUCCAACUGCUCCUCACGUCACCUUAGGGCCUCACCUGCGGCCCCCCUUCCUGGGCAUGCCCUCCGCCCUCUGCCAGACUCCUGGCUAUGGGUUCCUGCAGCCGGCCCAAGCUGAGAUCCUGGCUCGACAACAGGAGCUUUUAAGGAAGCAGAAUCUGGCCAGACUCGAGAUGUCGGCAGAGCUGCUGAGACAGAAGGAGUUGGAUAACCUCCACCAGCACCAGCAGCAGCAGCAGCAGCAGCAGCAGCAGCAGCAGCAGCAGCAGCAGCGGCUCCUUGGGUCAGACCCUCUGGGAGCCCUUCCCCCAGGCCUGCCCCCCGACCACCCGGCCCUGCGCAGUCUCCACGACAUCCCAGAGGGACACCCCCUACGCGAGGAGCUGCUCCGCCGUUCCAAUGCGAUGCUGGUGCUUCGCCACGGGGCCGCCACGCCCCUCCUCACCCUCAACCAGCAGCAACUAGGGGCGUCGUCCACGCCCAAAGACACGCAGGCACAGAGCUCUGUUGUCGGGCUGGGUGGCGAGUCUCGAAAGGCCAAUCGCAGGGAAGCUCAGACGGAACUCCGCACCGGGGAUCACAGAGGAGGAAGAGACGACGGGGGAAGGGAAGGAGACAAGGAGGCGCAUGACGAGGAGAUGAAAGACUCUGACAGCGAGACGGAGAUGAGCGAGGAGAGGCGAGAGGGGCUGGUUUCCAAGCCUGGCAGUAAACCCAGGGACAGGGAGAGGAGCAGGGGCAAGGAGGCUGGCAGCAAGGCGGGGUGCGAGAGAGCCAAGGAGACCGGAGGCAGCUCAGGGAGGCUGAGCGCCUCCAGCUCAGCAGAUACCGAGUCACCUAGUCGCAACCUUUUCACCCCUGGACUUGGCAAGGCCGAUCUCAAAUAUCACCUGCCACCGGGUUUCAUACCACCAUUGCCUGCUCUUCACGCCCAGUCGCUGCCCUUUGGAUUUCCCUACGCCAGCCCUUACUUUCCUGCGGGCUCUUUGGGGGGUCUUUUCAUGGACGGGGAGGACUCAGCCAUGUCAAACCCUGUGGAGGACGUCAGCAAGUGGAGCGUGGAGGAUGUGUGCGGCUUCAUAAGCAGCCUGGCUGGAUGUGCCGAAUAUGCACAGGUGUUUCGGGAGCACGCCAUUGAUGGGGAGACACUGCCGCUGCUCACUGAGGAGCACCUGCUCAACACUCUGGGACUAAAGCUGGGGCCUGCGCUCAAGAUCCGCUCUCAGGUGGCGCGUCGUGUCGGCAGGCUCUUCUAUAUGACAGGAUUUCCUCUGGCGUUCCCGUUUCCGCCUUCUGCCGUGCUGCGCCCCCCGGAUCGGGACAGAGACCCCCCGCCCGCGCCGUCUGACCCCCAGCUGCCCUUGUCUCUGUCGAUGCCGCACCGGCCCACCUCAACCAGCAGCAGCUCCUCUCCGUACAGCGGCCCUACGGCCGGAUGCUCGUCCCCCAAACAGGAAAACGGCUCGGCGGUGGUGGGGCGGUACGAGGCCAAAACCCCCUCGUAGGAGCAGACGUCCGGAUGUGAGCGAACCAGACUCGCCGACACUCGAGACAUUUCAAAUCGACGGUGAAACAUUAGACUGGAACAAGAGACUAGUGGUCAGAGUCUGCAGUGGCUUGGAGACGAGCAGAACCCAAAGAAACUGGGCUGGAAGGGAGAAAUGCGAAGUGACAGAGGAGCAGAGGACGAGGGGGGAGAAAGGGAGACAGCUGGUCGCGGACAGGCUGCCAAGAAAAAGAAGCAGAGCCCUGCCACAGGACGCGACAUUCUUGCAAAUCAGACACUAGCGGAAACUCUUCUCUCCUUCCGGGGCAGGAGGAAGCUCUCCUCGCUCACUCUGCGUUUCUCCAGAAUCCAGGAAUUAAGAGCAACACGUCUCCCUUCUUCCACCUUCCCUGAGGCCAAGCAGAAGUCACCCUGUGCUGAAAAAGCACCAGCUCCCUCUUAUAUCACUGCAACUAUGCAUUCCACUGUCCUGAUACCAAAGAUGACCGGACGUGUGGAACAUGAACUCGCCAUGUGUCUGCUUCUUUUUGCAUUAAUGGCCCCACAGGGAAUUGCUGAGGUUGGGCCUCGUACAGCGGACUCUGAGGUCGACCCGCCAUUCACUGACGCUUGUCCCAAACAGAGAAGCCUGACGCAGCUGCAUCUCAAUAAAUUCACAUAUCAUUGAAAAGUUCAUUUAUUUCAAUAAUUUGAUUCAGAAACUGAAAAUCGUAUAGAUUCAGUAGAUCAAAGUUUGUUGGUUUAGAUCAGCAAUGUCAAAAUAAGUUUUAUUUGGGGCGACAUCACGUUCAUGAAUGUACUGAAAGAGCAGGUUGUGGCAAAAUAUAAUAAUUAAACCACAUUAAAGUGUUAAAAUAUGAAUAACUCAGUGUCUGGAUUAGAUGACUUAAUACUGAACAUCUUUUCGCUUUCAUAUUAUUUGGCAAAAUACAGAAAAACAUUCUUCAACUUCAUAAAACAAUGUUUAGGCACAAACGUCUCUGUGUCUCUUUAGGGUUAAGAAGGCCACAUAAAAAAAAUUAUGGUGGGCCAGAUUUGGCCCCCAGGCCUCGAGUUUGACAGAUGAUUAGCAUACAGCUAAUGAAAUCCAAAAGGAUUCAAUACAGAAAUGCAGGGCUGCUGUUAUCUUUGUUACCUUUGCAGUGAUUUCUACCACACUUUUUCCCUCCACUCAAUUUUCAAUGAACUCGCUUAGAAACUUUCAUUAGCUGUAAGCCAAAAUAAAAUUAAAAAAACAUUUUAAAAACAUUUGUAAUGAAUCUAUAUGGAGUUCCUCUUGGUGAAAUGAUGGAAAUAGAACUUUUUAAUGAUAUCCUAGUUUAUUUUGAUGCACAACUUAUCAGAAAUGGAGAAACCUCAGAGGGCGUCUGCAGCAUCCCUUGUACACUUGUGUUGACUACUAUUAAAGUAGGACAAACAUGCAAAAUUGUACAGAAUUGCGCUUAAGAUGAAAAUAUUCUGGUGGUACUUUUUGUUUAACGUAGUUGCACGAGUAAGAAUUUCUUUACUGACAAAUGUGACUUGCUGAACUUUGGUGGUACUUUUGUUCAUUUUCUUAAAAAAAAAAAAAAAAAAAAAGUACAACAAAAAAAAAAAAAUGCUCAAAUGCUAACCCAGCAUAUAAAUAUGAGGACAAAAUAUUUAUAGCAUUUUGAUGUAGUAGAUAAAAACAGAUUAUGAUAUGUAUUAAAAAUCAGCCCUUAAGAUGGAUUCCAAAGAUAACUUUUACUUUGUUUUCUCUUGGUUGCAGGGGGGAAAAAAAGGCACAAGAAGCUCUUAAUGCAAGUGUUUUGAAUUUCUUAUGGAAUUUUUUUUAACUAUAAAAAGCAAUGAAUUAAUAAAAAAAAUGUUCUCUAGAUUUCCCUUCAGAAGUUUUGUUUUCAUCCUAUUUUUCUAUUCACCACACAGGUGAAAUAAAUCCUACAGAAAAAUAAUCUGCCGUCUCCUGUGAGUUUGUGGUGGAUCUGUAAAAAAUGUGCAGAGCGGGUUGGAGGGAGGUACAUGGUCUCCUGAGGUGUGUGUGUGUGUGUGUGGAGAAGGGGGAGGUGACCCAUGAGGGGCACAGUUCAGGUCAACACCAGCUGUUGAAGUGUGAGGUUCAGCCGCAGGCCAAGGCCUCCCUGCCUGUGGGGGCAAACCUGACCCUCUUCACACACACACACACACACACACACGCACACACACAUACACCAGCCUCAGCAACUCACUCACACUCACCUUCCUCCUUCAAAGCACCACGCUGUGUUAACUCUGAUGGGACUUCCCUCCGCUUUAGGCGAGCUCCUGCGCCAGAAGCUUCUGAAAUCUACUGCAGAGGAAACGUGACAGGCAGU